Arctia plantaginis is the source of this 456-nucleotide messenger RNA. Lineage: Eukaryota; Metazoa; Arthropoda; Insecta; Lepidoptera; Erebidae. The record is from the annotation of a GenBank genome assembly.
AUGGCAGCCCUACCACGUAGAAUAAUCAAAGAAACACAAAGAUUGAUGCAGGAGCCGGUGCCGGGAAUCAGCGCCGUACCAAGUGAUACAAAUGCUCGUUAUUUUCAUGUAAUCGUGACGGGCCCAGAAGACUCGCCGUUCGAAGGAGGACUGUUCAAAUUAGAAUUAUUUCUGCCAGAGGACUAUCCCAUGUCAGCACCUAAGGUUAGGUUUAUAACUAAAAUAUACCAUCCGAAUAUAGACCGGCUUGGUCGUAUAUGCUUGGAUAUACUGAAGGAUAAAUGGAGCCCUGCACUGCAAAUUCGCACAGUGCUGCUCUCGAUUCAGGCGUUACUGUCAGCGCCGAACCCCGACGACCCGCUGGCUAACGACGUGGCUGAACUGUGGAAGGUGAACGAGAGCGAGGCGAUCCGAAAUGCUAAGGAGUGGACGCGGAGAUACGCCAUGGACAACUGA